AUGGAGAAUAAGAACUUCGGAGACUCUUCAUCAUCUGAAAAUUGCAGUGGCACUUCGUAUAAUAUCUCUAUCAUUACUUCGCCGGGAACUGAUAAUUUAGCUUCCACGACGUCUGGUACUUCUCCAACAAUCAGUGAUUCUUCUUCGUUGAAGAAACCUACUUAUGCUGCCGUUCUUGCUAAGUCUUUGCGGGCGACGGUGGUUAAGUGUACAUCACCUACCGCAUCUUCGUCUUCGCCGGCGAAUGAGUCCGAGCCUAUAGCUGAGGGUUUGAAACCGAUGACGUCGGAGUCAUCGAAAGGUUUGACCCAUGGAUCGUCUUCACAACAAUUGCUGCAGGGUACAGAAAGCCCACCUUCCCCAUCAGAGAAACAAGUCAGUAGUGAUGAGACCACGGUGUCAACAAGCUGCCGGCCGGAACUAACAUCUGAAAAUCAUAACGACCCUCCAACACCACCACGUGAUUCUUAUAAUAUCUCUAUCGUCAUUACUUCACUGAGGACUGAUAUUUUACCUUCCAAGUCUGAAACUUCUUCAAUCAAUUCUUCGUCGAAACCUACUUAUGCUGCUGUUGUCGUCGCUAAGUCGUUGACAUUGCCAACGACCACGGUGGCUAAAUGUUCAUCCGCCACCGCACCUUUCUCUUUGCCGGCGAAUGAUUCUGAGCCCAUGGCUGAGGGUUUGAAACUGAUGGCGUCGGAGUCAUCCAAAGGUUUGACCGAUGGAUCAUCUACUUCACUGCUAAAAUUGCAGGGUUCUCAAAGGCCACCUUUCCCAUUAGAGAAACAAGUCAGUAGUGAUGAGACUCGCCAGCAGGAACCAACGAGUCAAAACGGUGCGUCUCUGAGCGGCAGCCAUGGCCAGCUACAAUCUGCAACUCAUGGUGCCACGUCGGCAACAGGGUCCCACAUCUCCUCUUUAAGCCAUAAUAGACCAAGAAGAACUAGAAUAAGUGGAUAUGGAUCAAUGAUCCGUAACGUUGUUCCACAGCAACGUGGGAUCAACCAAAAUUCCAACACUAAUAGGAGUUUCCAUGAAGGAAACAUACAUAUGCCACAUAGAGGCCGCCCUACAAUGUUUGCAAGGCCGCCUCCACCACCUUCGCUGCCGCCUCUAUCUCCGCCGUCUCCGGCAUCUUAUUCUUACCCUUAUUAUUUGCCCCAGCCACCAGUGCCCCCACUUUAUGGAGUCUCAGUUUCCUAUGGGUCCCCAGAUUUGGGUUCUCAUGUUCCAUAUCAUGCCACUCCAGCACCUCGUCCCUUUAUUGGUUCUCCUUAUGUGCCAUCAAUAAGACAUUAUCCUAUGAAUGUUUUAGCUCCAGUAGUUCUCGACUUACAUGCUAAGAUUGUAAAACAGAUUGAUUACUAUUUCAGUUUUGAUAAUUUAGUUAAGGAUAUCUACCUGCGAAAGCAAAUGGAUCAUGAGGGUUGGAUUCCCAUAAGAAUAAUAGCAGGUUUUCCCAAGUCGUGGUUGCCAUUGCCGGCGACGGUGCCUGAAUGUUCAUCCGCCACCGCUGCUUCUUCGUCUUUGCCGGUGAAGGAUUCAGAACUUAUGGCUAAGGGUUUGAAACUGAUGACGUCGGAGUCAUCCAAAGAUUUGACCGAUCGAUCAUCUUCACUACAAUUGCAGAUCAAAAAGUUGACUGGCAAUGUCCAAAUCAUUGCAGAUGCUCUUCAAACUUCAUCCAUAGUUGAAAUUUCGGGUCCUGAAAACCCACCUUCCCUGUCGGAGAAACAAGCUGAGGAUGAGACUAUGGUGUCAACAAGCCAGCCGGAAGUAAUAUCCGAAAAUCAUACUGACCCUCCGUCACCAUGUCAUUCUUAUAACAUCUCUAUCAUUACUUUACCGUCGGCUCAUAUUUUACGCCCAAAAUCCGAUUCUUAUGCUAGUGUUGAUGCUAAGUCGUCGUUGCCAUUGCCGGCGACGGUGCCUGAAUGUUCAUCCUCGACCGCUGCUUCUUCCUCUUUGCCGGCGAAUGAUUCUGAGCGUAUGGCUGAGGGCUUGAAACUGAUGACGUCGGAGUCAUACAAAGAUUUGACCGAUCGAUCACCUUCACUACAACUGCAGGACUCUCAAAGCCCACCUUCCCCAUCGAAGAAACAAGUAAUUACCAGCGAUAAGACUCUGGCGCCAACAAACCAACAAGAACUAACGAGUCAAAACGGCGCGUUUUCCAGCGGCAUCCACGGCCAGAUACAGUCAGCAAGUCGUGGUGCCACGUCCAGGACAGGGUCCCACAACUCCUCUUUAAGCCACAAUAGACGAAGGAGUACUACAAUAACUGGAUAUAGAACAAAGAUCCAUAAUAAUGUUAACGUUGUUCCAUGGCAACAUGGGAUGAUCAAUCAAAAUUGCAACACUCAUGGGAAUUUCCGUAGCGGAAACAUGCAUAUACCACCUCGAGGCCAUACAAUGUUUGCAAGGCCACCUCCGCCGCCUCCUCUACGGCCGCCGCCUCUGGCAUCUUAUUCUUACCCUUAUUAUUUUCCCCAACCGCCCGUCGUAAUACCACCAAUGCCGCCACCGUAUGGAGUCUCUUAUGGAUUCCCAGCUGAUUUGGGUCGUCAUAUUCCAUAUCAUGCCACUCUCGAGCCAUUUAUUGGAGCUCCUCAUCAUGUGCCAUCAAUAAUGAAUAAUCGUGCAGCUCGAGAUCCUGAGUUACCUGCUAAGAUUGUUAAACAGAUUGAUUAUUACUUCAGUUUUGAUAAUUUAGUUAAGGAUAUCUACCUGCGAAAGCAAAUGGAUCAUGAGGGUUGGAUUCCUAUACGAAUAGUAGCUGGUUUUCCCAGGAUCAAAAAGCUGACUAGCAAUAUCCAAAUCAUCACAGAUGCUCUUCAAAUUUCAUCUGUAGUUGAAAUUUCGAAAGCUGAGAUUCUAGGAAUGUAUGGAAGAUUUAUUUGA
Neltuma alba is the source of this 2901-nucleotide messenger RNA. Its product is annotated as la-related protein 1C-like. The coding region runs from base 1 to 2901 and encodes 966 amino acids. The transcript is spliced from 13 exons. NCBI's taxonomy places the organism in Eukaryota, Viridiplantae, Streptophyta, Magnoliopsida, Fabales, Fabaceae. Gene Ontology annotation, molecular function: RNA binding. The record is from RefSeq and is a predicted model, not a curated record.